CUGCCGUAGCCCCGCACAGUAAACAGGAAGCAGAACUCUUCACCUGGGCCUCGACAUUGGGGUGAAAAAGGCCCGGGCUUCAGGAGACACCCGUCCACAGCUGCUGUUGCGUACGUUUUCGGGGAGUCAGCGCUUUCCUGCCUCCCUCGCCCGGUCCUGCUCCAGUCGAGGUGUUUUGUCCUGAGCCAGCUCCCAUCUUUUUAUACAGAAGUGUCACCAGAACCAUGGCCGAAUACUCCUAUGUGAAGUCCACCAAACUCGUGCUCAAGGGAACCAAGGCUAAGAGUAAGAAAAAGAAGAGCAAAGAGAAGAAGAGAAAAAGAGAAGAUGAUGAAGAAACCCAACUUGAUAUUGUUGGAAUCUGGUGGACAGUUACAAACUUUGGUGAAAUUUCAGGAACCAUAGCAAUUGAAAUGGAUAAAGGAACCUACAUACAUGCACUUGACAAUGGACUUUUUACACUAGGAGCGCCACAUAAGGAAGUUGAUGAGGGCCCUAGUCCUCCAGAGCAGUUUACAGCUGUCAAAUUAUCUGAUUCCAGAAUUGCCCUGAAAUCUGGCUAUGGAAAAUACCUUGGUAUCAAUUCAGAUGGACUUGUUGUUGGGCGUUCAGAUGCAAUUGGACCAAGAGAACAAUGGGAACCAGUCUUUCAAGAUGGGAAAAUGGCUUUAUUGGCCUCAAAUAGCUGCUUUAUUAGAUGCAAUGAAGCAGGUGAUAUAGAAGCAAAAAGUAAAACAGCAGGAGAAGAAGAAAUGAUAAAGAUUAGGUCCUGUGCUGAAAGAGAAACUGAGAAAAAAGAUGAUAUUCCAGAAGAAGACAAAGGAAAUGUUAAACAGUGUGAAAUCAAUUACGUAAAGAAAUUUCAGAGCUUCCAAGACCACAAACUUAAAAUAAGUAAAGAAGACAAUAAAAUUCUUAAAAAGGCCCGGAAAGAUGGAUUUUUGCAUGAAACACUUCUGGACAGGAGAGCCAAAUUGAAAGCAGAUAGAUACUGCAAAUGACCAGGCUUUUUGUUUGUCUUCUCUUUUUGUUGUUUUUGUUUGUUUGUUUUGUUUUUUCCUGAAUAAAAAUCAGUGAAAAUGUUUUUGCAGAGUUCUUGGGCUGUUCAGGAAUUAUUGCUAAACUAUUGUAGUGGCUAGUUUAACCAAGAUUAAUCAAGAGAUUCUCCAUGGAUAUACUUUUUAGUUAACUGCAGUGCUUCACAUGAAAAUGAAACUUAGAAUACACACUUAAAGUGCCA
Messenger RNA from Hipposideros armiger (great roundleaf bat), 1240 nucleotides. RefSeq names its product FSHD region gene 1 (gene FRG1). NCBI's taxonomy places the organism in Eukaryota, Metazoa, Chordata, Mammalia, Chiroptera, Hipposideridae. The coding region runs from base 225 to 1001 and encodes 258 amino acids. The transcript is spliced from 9 exons. Gene Ontology annotation, molecular function: actin filament binding. The record is from RefSeq and is a predicted model, not a curated record. Gene Ontology annotation, cellular component: striated muscle dense body; nucleolus; catalytic step 2 spliceosome.